Messenger RNA from Aureobasidium subglaciale EXF-2481, 1011 nucleotides. RefSeq lists its product as uncharacterized. Gene Ontology annotation, molecular function: deoxyhypusine monooxygenase activity. Gene Ontology annotation, biological process: peptidyl-hypusine biosynthetic process. NCBI's taxonomy places the organism in Eukaryota, Fungi, Ascomycota, Dothideomycetes, Dothideales, Saccotheciaceae. The record is from RefSeq and is a predicted model, not a curated record. The transcript is spliced from 2 exons. Bases 1 to 1011 code for a protein of 336 amino acids.
AUGGCACCCUCGGCGAUUUCACCAGAGGAGACUCCUCAAAUCCCUAGUGGCGACUCGACCGUUCUCGCUCUCCGCAAGACCCUUACAUCUGAGAACGAAGCGCUGGCCGCUCGCUUCCGCGCUCUCUUCUCCCUCAAAUACCUGGCCUGCCAGGAGCCUCGUACCGAGAACACCAUCCCCGCUAUCGAUGCCAUUGCUGCUGGUUUCGCAUCUCCAUCCGCUCUCCUCAAGCACGAGCUUGCUUACUGCUUGGGUCAAUCGCGCCACGAUGCCGCUAUUCCUUACCUCCAGAAUGUCCUCAGCGAUCGUGAAGAAGAUCCGAUGUGCCGACACGAAGCAGCUGAGGCCAUCGGUGCUCUGGGUGAUAAGGGCAGCCUGAAGCUUCUUAUUGAGCGAAGAGACGAUGAGAAUGAGGAGACGGUUGUCAAGGAGACUUGCGAUAUUGCCGUUGGUCGCAUCGAAUGGGAGCACUCAGACGCAGGAAAGUUGGAGAAGCUGAAGCAAAGUGACUUUGCCUCAAUCGAUCCUGCCCCUCCUCUCGCUAUCGCCGCAAAGCAGCCCUCAAUCGAAGAGCUCGAACAGACCCUGCUUGACUCCAAGCUGUCUCUCUUUGAUCGCUACCGUGCCAUGUUCGCACUGCGCGAUCUUUGCUCUCCGCCCGACCUCCCGUCCGCUGUUCCUGCCAUCAACGCCCUCGCACGCGGCUUCACAGAUUCCUCCGCACUUUUCCGCCACGAGAUCGCCUUCGUAUUCGGCCAGCUCUCACACCCUGCUUCCAUUCCCGCUCUCACCGGAGCACUAAGCAAUCUCAAGGAGAGUAGCAUGGUGCGCCACGAAGCUGCUGAAGCUCUCGGCAGUCUGGGUGACGAGGAGGGUGUGGAAGAGACCCUAAAGGGUUUCCUGAACGAUCCUGAUCAGGUCGUCAGAGAUAGUAUUAUCGUCGCAUUGGACAUGGCCGAAUUCGAGAAGAACGGCGAGAUGGAGUAUGCAACUGUUCCUGUUGCUGCUUAG